Messenger RNA from Caenorhabditis remanei, 1323 nucleotides. RefSeq lists its product as uncharacterized. The transcript has 7 exons. The coding region runs from base 1 to 1323 and encodes 440 amino acids. Lineage: Eukaryota; Metazoa; Nematoda; Chromadorea; Rhabditida; Rhabditidae. The record is from RefSeq and is a predicted model, not a curated record.
AUGAAGCUUCUUGUGGUGUUAUUGUUUAUGAUAGAAGGAAGAGCAUUAUUUCAAUUAGACAAUGAAAUAGUUGGUGAACCGAAGCUUGAAUGUAAUACAGAUGACAUCGUAUUCUCAUUUAAUACCAGGAAACCAUUCCGAGGAAACGUGUACGUACGCGGUUACUACGGUUCCAACGGAUGUAGUCGGCCAUUCGAUUCUCAACAUCAGUCGGGAGGGCAUCUUUCGAUUCGAAUAGGUGAUUGUGGAAUGAGAAGAUCUCGUCAGAUAGGUGGUCCACGUGGAGUCAAUCAACAUAUAACUGUUGUUGCUAAUUUCCAUCGACUUUUCACAACGAAAGAAGAUCGAACAUUCAAUGUUCGAUGCUUCUAUGCUCAUAGUGAAAGUGUUGUAAAGACUGAUUUGUCAGUGAGUCCGAUGGCUGAAGAAUCACUCGAACAAGCUGCCACAAUCAUUCCUCAAUGUACAUAUACACUGAGAGAAGGAUCACUUGAAGGGCCGAAAGUCACAAGUACACGUGUAGGAAUGAAAAUUUUUCAUCGAUGGGAAUGUGAUACAAGUGGAAAUUAUGGAAUUCUUUUAAGAGGAUGCACGAUUUUAGGUUCACGGGGAGGCGAGUCAGUUCCAUUUUUGGAUGACAAUGGUUGCUCGGUGUUACAUGACUUUCCUCAAGUCGUCUAUUCUGAAUCACUGACAACUGCUUAUAUGGCAGUUGAAGCCAUCUCAUUUCCAGAUCAACCGUCUAUUUCAUUCGCUUGUCAGAUCAGAUUAUGUGACAAAAGAAGCGAUGAAUGUCGUGAAAUGCAUCCUCCUCCUUGUCCAUUGGCUCAAAUUCCACAUAUACCGUUCGAUAAUAGAAUUGAAAAUACUUUUGACGGAAUCCCAGUUGAACCUUGGAUGAAAGAACCAUCUCCACCAAUAGAUGACAGUAAUCAGACUACAGUAAUCUCUGGUGAACCAAUGCCACGUUUAAUAUCAGAAGAAGAACAGAAUCAGAUCGCAUCGAAUCAUAUCGAAGGAAGAGAAAAACGAUUUGCUCAUCGAUUAUUCAAUAUCUCAUCUGAAAAUAUUUUUGUGGAUUUGAAUGAACCAACUAAAUUGGAAACUCCUGGAGCACCGGAAGAAUAUUCUGGAGCAUCAAUUGCGAAACCAUGCAUUUCAAUUGAAACAUUCUAUAUUUCUGCAUUUGCAGUUCUUUUUGUCUUCGUAGUUUCCAUUGGAAUGGUAUGUUUUGCCGGAAGUCAUGUGCUUAAAAAAGGAUCUGAAAAUUCGAUUUCUUCUCGAAUAAGUGUUCCAGAUGGAUAUUACGUCAGCAAACUUUAA